Messenger RNA from Westerdykella ornata, 2070 nucleotides. RefSeq lists its product as uncharacterized. The record is from RefSeq and is a predicted model, not a curated record. The transcript has 3 exons. Lineage: Eukaryota; Fungi; Ascomycota; Dothideomycetes; Pleosporales; Sporormiaceae. Bases 1 to 2070 code for a protein of 689 amino acids.
AUGUACAUUGGCGCGCUGAAUGUGGAAAACUUGCAUUUCUAUCAUCCUCAGGCAGCCGAGUCCCGUAAGAUGGUGUCGAAUGGGCAAAUAAAGACUUUGACAGAGAUGCGGUCACUCCAAACCCAAAGGCCCGAUGCCGUUGCAAUCCCUCCUAGCACUCCUGAGAGUGUGGCAAAUCCUAGGUAUACAGCCCCGCCGCAGUCUCUCGCACCUGUGGCGACAUUUUCGCCCGGAUCAAUGUCGAGUACACCGGCAUACUAUACGGAUACCGGCGACGUUGAACCGUCUACAGCUUCUAGUUUCCCCUCUUUGAGUUGGCACAUCUACCUGAAUAAUUGUCUCCAAGCCGCACAAAGCAUUACGAAAAAGCAUGACUUCAUCUGUAAGCAGCUUGAGCCUCGCAGCAGUGAGUUGGAAAUCGUUAUUACGGAGCUCAAAGUACAAAGAACCAUCUGCCAGUCGCAGAGUGAAGCUCUAAGGAGAUUGUACACCCCCAGAACCGCACUGGUAGACAUCAGUCAGGUUGAGAAACUGGUCAAGGAGGCGUUCAACGCGCUGCAGAUCGUGAAGAAGAAGUAUGGAGGGCUUUCUCAGCUGCUCCUUAGAGUGCUUGGGAGCAUAACAGGAAGUAAGAAAUUCAAACAAUCGCCUAAGAAAAAUCGGAAAUCCUACCGUUCACCAAAAGCUGCCAACGGCAUCGAGAUGAAAGAGCAAUACGUGGUUAGUCUCUACAAAAAGAUAGCAAGCGCCACCCCAUACCUACGCUAUUUCCGAGGCAUUUGCUCCUCGCUCUCGAACGUGCAACUAUCUCAGCAGAGAAAAACACUCAGCGCGGCCGAGGAGCAGGCGUUCCAUAGGUUCUCCAUAUGCCGGAAAGUUUCAGCCCAUCUUCACGAGCAGCUCCGUCGAGCUUGUCCCCACCACCCUGAGCACCGGGUCUAUUUCAAUUUACAGGUCAGUGAAACUCUGGACCAAUCAAUACCGGAAUUAAGCUUUUAUCUUGCGUUCGAAACCACGAAACUCACCAGGAACGACCCUGGUUUGGUAUGGUUCAAGGCGCAAUCGACUCUGUUCGCCUCCGAGGCUGAAAAGACGCCAAGCGUGCUCCGGAGCAGCAGAUCGAAAUCGAAAUCGAUUUCAUACCGCGGGGUCGUAAAGAAUGUUGGCCGGAGUAUGGCAAAGAGAGGAUUUCCAAUUUCAGGGAGUGUUCCUGUGGAGAAUACCCGAGGUUCCUCAUGCUUGGGCGGAGAGCAAGCAUGUGCAAUUAGAGUCAUUGGCUCAACCUGCCUCGCGAACCUUCGUCAACAAACAGGACAUUGGGCUGCUGACCUUCCCGAUCUUAUGGAUAAAGGCACAUUUACGGCCGGCCGGAAUCGGCUGUAUUACCCAGAAAUACUGUAUGACGCCCACAGUCACCCAGUUUCACUGUCACAGUGGAUUACCGAAAAGCGUUAUGUUGAUGUCUCCUCUGGAUCGGUUGUUCCAACAAUCAUCUUAAACUUGAUGCGAAUCAAGGUAGCACGCUUACUAUGCGAGGCAGUUCUGCGGCUCACCCCAACGUUCUGGUCCCAGACCACACUCAACAGUGAGCAACUGUUGAUUGUGGAUCGGAUAUCAGGCGGCUUUCUUGAGCGCGUUCUCGAGCCACACCUCAGCGUGCGGUUAGACAAGUGGUCUCAGUCGAAGUACAGUCUACCUGCGCAACAAGUCUCACCAAGAGGUAGCGAGACACUGCUCCGAAUUGGAAUUAUUCUCCUAGAGAUAGCUCAUUUAAGGCUGGUUCAAGGGUUGAGAGAAAACGAAGCGGACGAAAUCGACAGGACUGAUCCAAGCUUCAACCUGGUUACGAAGCUUUGCGGUAUAAGUCUCCAGAAACAGUUCGGUCGCUUAGACUAUGCGAAAGCGGUAGAUUAUUGCCUUAAUCCGCCGAGUUUGGGGCUUGAUAUUUCUGACGUCGACUUUCACAAAGAAUUCUACCAGGUCGUUAUUGUUAGGCUUGAGAAGAUUGAGAGAAACCUUGAGCUUGCUCUCGAGAGGCAAAGGAGAGUUACGGACUGUCAAUACGUAUAA